Molecule: messenger RNA, 135 nt
Organism: Paramecium octaurelia
Lineage: Eukaryota; Ciliophora; Oligohymenophorea; Peniculida; Parameciidae
Source: the annotation of a GenBank genome assembly
AUGAGAUUACUCAAAAUGAGAUAUAGAAGUGUGCAUGUUUAAGUGAAGGCGUGCAUUGUAAUAAAAACAUAACUAUAAUUAAAUAAUAUAUUUAUAAAUAUAAUAUGUAUUAAAUAUUCAGAACAAUCAAGAUGA